This is a messenger RNA of Saccoglossus kowalevskii, 1974 nucleotides long. RefSeq lists its product as uncharacterized. The record is from RefSeq and is a predicted model, not a curated record. NCBI's taxonomy places the organism in Eukaryota, Metazoa, Hemichordata, Enteropneusta, Harrimaniidae.
AUGGGUAAAGGUUAUAAGUCCUGUUCCAAAAUAUUUUCAGAAAUUCACCUGAGCCUAGACUACAAGGACUAUGUGUACAAGUUACAAGUCCUGCAACAAUAUGUUUUGAGAUGUGAUUCCCUGCCUGAAAAAUCAAAUAUCACAGAAAUUCAACUGAGCCUAGACUACAAGAACUCUGUGUACAAGUUAUCAGUCCUGCAACAAUAUGUUUUCAGAUGUGAUUCAAUGCCUGAGCAAUCAUAUAUCACAGAAAUUCAAAUGCGCUUAGACUACAAAGACUAUGGGUACAAUUUAAAUUCAACUGCGCCUAGACUACAAGCACUAUGUGUACAGGUUAUAAGUCCUGCCAAAAUAUGUUUUGAGGUUAAACCCGUUGUUUGUAUUGUUGUCGUGGUUGCUUGCUGUGCCGUGGUUAUAAUUCUGUUGACAACACUUUUAGUUGUAUUACUACCUGAAAAUAAUGAUGAAAAAGCAACUUAUGCAAAGACUCCAAGAACACGGCCAUUACCAACAACUACGGUUACAUUGGGUCCCACUGAGCCUUCUAAGGAACCGACAGUAAAGAUGAGUGAGUCUCCUUCGUUAACAUCAAUGAAAACUACUCGCGUUCCUCAUAUAGAUACCACAGAAGUGGAGGAUGUAUAUACCACAAGAGUAACUACUACAAAGACAUUAGGUCCCACUGAGUCCUCUAUGGAACAGACAGCAAUGAUGAGCGAGUACCCUUUGUUGACAACAAUGCAAAUUACUACUACAGAAGAGGCGAAUAUAUAUACAACAAAAUACACAAGCUCCUUGUGCGUAACAAUGUUGGAUGAUGGAGAGUGUGUGGCCACAAUAGGAGAAUGUGAAUCUCCCAAAAGUAUAUAUCUACUAUCUGGAUGGAACACUCUCUGCUCUGGUGUCACCAAUAAGCCGUAUUGUUGUUACACUACUGGCGCAACUGUUCCAACAUUUGCUCCGACAGGGAUGGAAAGCACUAUUGAAGGAAUCACUGAGGUGUCGGAAAAGCCAACGGUAAGAAUGACAGAGGAAACCAAGCUCACAACAGCAGGCGUGACUGGCAUUCCUUAUACGGCGAGCAUAACUGCAACAGGGGAACAAAAUACCAGAUUUACAACGACCAAUGGAUUAACAUCUGCACACAUUAUAACAACGAGUGAAUAUGCCAUGGAAGUAUCCCCAGAGCCAGAUGCAACCACAGCCGAAAUUAGUGUGACCACAACAGAAAUGUCAACAACAGAAGAAGUAUAUUUGUCCUCCAAAGUUACAGAUGAGUUUGCAACAACCGAAGGAAUGACAACACUAGACGAAGGAUAUUGGUCGACCGGAGUAACAGAUAUGUACAUGACAACUGAAGGAUAUGGUGGGUAUGCUACCACUGAAGAGGAUGAGUUUGGUACUUUAUUUCCAAACCACAAGACAACAGAAGAGAAAGAGUAUGGUGCCAACACCGAGUACAUGACAACUGAGGGUUUUGGUGCAACCGAAUACAUGUUAACUGCAGAGUUUGGUGCUUCCACGGAAUUCAUAACAACUGCAGAAAUCCCAGAACCCACAACUGAGUUUGGAUAUACAACACUUGGCAAAGAUUACGAAUAUUAUAUAGUUGACAGUGAGAAUAAUUGGCUUUACCACAAACUGAACUGUGUAAACGCACCAGAUGGGUCAUUAGCUAUUAUAAACACUGAUGCUCAGCAAAAUGAAGUUGUCGACUUGAUAUUACAAUAUACCGACGGAUUAGAAAAUGUAGCGUUGAACAAAUCUGCAAACCAAAGUAGUGACAUUGAUCCUCUAGAAACUGAGGAUAUGGCAUCAAAAGGUGUCGAUGGUGACAUUGAUCAAUGUACAGAAACGUAUUCCGGGGAACUGGUUGAUGAUCACUGGUGGAGAGUGGACCUCGGGAGAAAUUAUGCUGUACUGAAUGUUACAGUUUAUAACAAUGUUUCCGCAGGUGGUGGUAAGUACUUGUGA